Messenger RNA from Coffea arabica (coffee), 777 nucleotides. The record is from RefSeq and is a predicted model, not a curated record. Lineage: Eukaryota; Viridiplantae; Streptophyta; Magnoliopsida; Gentianales; Rubiaceae.
AUGACGCUUAACCGCAUAACGAAUGUCCUGGAGCGUUUAGCUGAGAGCCAAGACCUUGAGCCAAUCAACCAACCUAGAAACCAAGAGAAGGGUGAGAAUGGAGCUUUAGACCGAUUCCUGAAGUUCGCCCCACCUAAGUUUCAUGGAGGUUCUGAUCCCGAGGUAGCUAAAAAUUGGUUUGAAAGGAUGUUAGAGAUUUUUGUUACUUUAGAUUAUGCCGAGGAAAGGGCAAAGUGGGAAAGAGAACAAACUCUCUGGAGUUGGGCCAACUUUGAGAGGGAGUUUAUUGUCAAGUUCCUCCAGCCAAUGACAAAAGAAAAGAGGGAGGACGACUUUAUUAAAUUGAAGCAAGGGUUACUAAGUGUGGUCGAGUAUGAGGAACAGUUUACCAAACUUUCCAAAUUUGCCCUUGAGCUAGUGAUCAUGGAGCGCAAAAGGAUAAGGAGGUUUAUUCAAGAGUUAAAAGUAAAAAUCCAAGAAUCGCUAGCAGCCGCCCAGAUCGCCACUUUUUCCGAUGCUUUGGAUAAGGCACAGAGGGUAGAAAAUACUAAGUCUCAAUCUAAACCUUUUCACGCUAGAAAGAGGGGUAAUCCAAUCGAUACCCCUAGAAAGUCCGAGAAAUCUACCCAACCCCUUAAUGUGGGAAGAGGGGCUGGAGGAGUGAGGAUGCCCGAAAAAUCUGGAGAAUCAGAGUGGGCGAGAUCAGCAAAAAGGGAAAUCUCAAACCGGUCAGGCCGUGACUCCUCACGUAACUUGUGGAUACUGUGGCAAGUUUAA